This is a messenger RNA of Siniperca chuatsi (mandarin fish), 8677 nucleotides long. It is a transcript of the gene alk, whose product is annotated as ALK receptor tyrosine kinase. Bases 1308 to 6653 code for a protein of 1781 amino acids. Gene Ontology annotation, cellular component: membrane; signaling receptor complex. NCBI's taxonomy places the organism in Eukaryota, Metazoa, Chordata, Actinopteri, Centrarchiformes, Sinipercidae. Gene Ontology annotation, biological process: positive regulation of kinase activity; regulation of cell population proliferation; multicellular organism development. The record is from RefSeq and is a predicted model, not a curated record. Gene Ontology annotation, molecular function: ATP binding; protein binding; transmembrane receptor protein tyrosine kinase activity. The transcript has 29 exons.
AGCAUUAAUGGAUUUGUCAGUGAAACUGAGGAGUGUGAAUUACCAUAAGUAUGUGCUGACGCCAUCUAGCGGAUGUCUUAUCCAAUCAACUUUUGGAGCCUGGGAGAGAGCGAGCGAGAGAGAGAGAGGGAGGUGUGUGUGUGUGUGUGUGGAGGGGGGGGCUAGAGGAGCAUUUUCUGGCAUUUUAUCCCUCCUGCCCCAAACACUGACCCCUUGUUUCCCAAUUAAGGAAGGUAGUCUGUGUGGCAAAUGAACUGGCAAGAUGGCAAGAGACCCCCCCUGAUGUUUUAAGGACAUAUUGGCCUCUCCGCGUAAGUUAUAACAAAGCCAAAUGGGCUCCAACCCAAGUGGCCUCCCUCUGAAACUAUUUGAUUUGCACACAACUGGGACAGUGCGACUAAUCCAAUCCAAUAUCCGGACGCACAAAGGCUCUGUGAUUCAUUGAAAAAUCACGACAGACAAACUGUGGAGCUGCGCCGCUUAUACCUCCGGGCAUUUUCUAAUUUCAAUAAAGAUACAGACACCAUUACGGCUGCGCUGAGGGCGCCUCAGACGCGUCCACGACGGCGGAGGCUCCUGUGCUGACUGCCGAGGGCUUUUUCGCAAGGGAGUCGUGUUCAGAGCAAACGGUGCUUAUAUUGACGUCAAACGGCCGUGUGUGUGUGACUUUACCGCAUGUGCUGGCGUGACAGAGGCGACCCGAGCUGCCACUUCUAACCAAAUGAGCCCAGAAAUGCUCAGCAGCCAGUUAACCUGAGAGACUGCAAGAUGUGAUUAUGUUUUGAACUUUAAUUGAUGCUCGGCUUCUCCGAACUCGUUGUGAAUUCCUGAUUUAGUUGUGAGGGGAGAGAGCGACGCUGCAUCCCGCCGCUGACAGAGAGCCCACUUGUACCGCCGCCACAACUGUGCCAAGAGACUGGGGAGUCUUUGAAAGCCACCGGAGCGGACCCGACCGGCAUAUCAAUCAGCGUCCCGGAGAGCGACUCGCUGGUUCGCACCGUGGGAUAAAAGGCAUUGUCUUAAAGGUGCGUGUCCGUCUGCGUAUGUGCGCGUGUGGGAGAACAGAGAGGGGAAAUGGCACUUUUUCCCGUCUGAAGAAGGGAGGACAGCAACAGUCAGUGGCACACCAAUGUAAAGCCCACUUCCCUCUCGCCUUGCCACGGGUGCGCACCGGCGAAGAGGCGCAGGACCCGCAGGAUCAUCGAUUCUCACUUUGUGAUCUGCGUAUGUGACAAGAGCAGGGAGGAAGCGGUGAACGGUGGGAUUAAGGGGUGCUUCUCCUCAAGAAAGACUCAAAUUAUUUAACCAUGAACACCAGGAUAUUGUUUUUGCUUGUUUGUUCUGCGGCAUUUCUCGCUGGGCUGCAGUGCGCCUCGCCAAGGACCCCGGCGGGGAUGGAUCUCACCACCGCCGGCUUCAGCAACAUCAGCACCGGCGGAGGUGGCGGCACCAGCGGCGGCAGCAGCGGGGAAACCGGGGGCAAAAGAGACUUGAACCAAACGAUAAACUCCAGGCUGAAGAGGAAAACCCUGGCUGUGGAUUUUGCGGUCCCUUCUCUGUUGCGCUAUUACCUGGCGGAGUUCAUAAAGAGACCCCUGAACGGUGACUGCCAGACUUUUAGCGGAUGUUACAUGGUGCGCGCAAACUUGAAAAUGCACUGCGUACCUUUGCAGAAAACCAUAUCUACUUUUGUGGACCCCAAGUCUGCUACGGACUCUACUCUGAGAAACAUGUCUGCUGCAGGACAGCUCCCCUUCUUCUAUAAGCGGCCGCUGUCCGAAGUUCUGAAAUUGGGCUUGACGAAAGCAAGCAGGAAAUCAAACCAAGUUGUGGUGGAAAUAGGAGAGGAUAUGGUCAAGACGGGAUGCGGGGGUCUGUCUGUGUACGAGGAGGCCCCGGUGUUCACCCUGGAAAUGGACCUCACAACUAUUCUGGAGUGGUGGCUCGGCGCGGAAGGGGGCCGGCUCAGGGUCCGGCUCAUGCCCGAGAAAAAGGCGCAGGUGCCCGUGAUAGAGGAUCGGUACACCGCGGCCAUACGCGCUGCGGACCCCCGCCUCUUCCUUCAGAUAUCCUCCCGGGGUGAACCAUUGGCUGGUAGGAGUGCUGCUGCCAUUCCUAGAGGCUACUGGAGCUUCUCCUGGGUAGCCGAAGACGACCUGAGCAUUCCCAACCUCUCCGUGCCCGUGUCAGAUCACCGAUGUCCUGGCAAUAGCAGAACUUGUGACCAGCACCUGGAGGGUAUCCCAGAGUUCACGUGGAGCAUAGUGGCUGCCGGGGACCUGCGGGAGGAAAGGAAUGAGAAAACAAAGAAGUCAGGAAGUCCCCAGGGGUGGGAGGAAGGUAAGAACGAAGGUCAGUUCCUCUGGGUGAACAGUUCAGCCUUUGGCGGCCCCUGGGUGCUGAGUCCUUGGCUGUGGGGGGGUCAGGGUCCAUGUAGCCUGGACAUGGCUGUGUUCCUCCACCCCAAGCAAAGUGGGCAAUACACCAUAUGGCUCAUAGAGCGGGACAAACCGCCGCUUGCCCUCUUCUCCACUGACACCCUGCCACGCAUCACAGGCUGGGCAGUGGUCCACCUCACCCUGGGGACCCACGGAGGAUCACCUUUUCGGGUCUCAGCCAGCUACGAUCAGCGGAUUCCACAGGACGACACGGCCACCAUCGAGCCCCACUUCACCACCAACUGCACCAUGGUGUCCUCGCCCGGCCCUAACAUCACACUGGAGGGCCAGUACCACUGUUACCAAGGACCUGGGAUCCCACUGGACAAACUGUGUGACUUCAGUACAGACUGUCCACACGGCGAUGAUGAAGGCGACCUAUGUCGCCACUUUCUCAAUGGCAGCUACUGCUCUUUUGAAGAGGGCGAGUGCGGUUGGCAGUCAAUAACAGGCCGUGGUCUCUCCUGGAGAAGACUCCAGUCACCACCCAAGGCUACCAGACAGAGCUGCCCGUCAUCAGGUGGUGCUACAUUCAGUGUGGACGGAGGCCAGUCCAAUAACCAGCGUAGCUCGGCGUUACUGAGGAGCCCUCUCUUCCCCCCUCCUCUAAGAAACUCCCCAUGCACGGUGCGAUUCUGGCUAUGUUCUGGAGGCUUACAGAAGGGGUCGCUGUCUCUGUGGAUAGUGGAGAACAGUACAGGCCCUGAGGAGCAGCGCAUACUGUGGCAUUCAGCCAGUGAACCCAAAUCUGAAAGGGGCUGGAAACUCGUCAUACUUCCCCUUUACGGGCUGGCAGACUGGUUCUGGCUGCAGUUCAGCACGGAAGAUGGACCUGGACCCGGUUCAGCCAUCUCUCUUGAUAACAUCUCUUUCAGUAUGGACUGCUUCCUGGCAUCCAACGGUGAGUUUCCACCAGUGGUCACCAGCACAACCAGGCUGCCAUUUAGACCAACCAUCAAGACUACGCCCCCAUCCAUUGGAAGCCCUAUGAUGAACCCCAUCACAGAUUACUCCAAAAAAUGGAUUUUUCAUACCUGUGGGGCUGCGGGCCCUGAAGGCCCAACUCCCACUCAGUGCCUCAACUCCUACAGGAACAGCAACGUCAACGUGACAGUAGGCACCCGAGGGCCCUUCAAAGGCAUUCAAAUGUGGCAGGUCCAGGAAACUGGCACCUACAGGAUCACAGCCUAUGGUGCAGCUGGCGGUCGAAGCGUAUUGGCCAUGAGCAGGUCACAUGGUGUCUACAUCACAGGAGACUUCCUGCUGAGGAAGGGCGAGCUGCUUUACAUCCUGGUGGGACAGCAAGGAGAGGACGCAUGCCCCAAUUCCAACGGCCAGCUGAAUAAGAUCUGCCUGGAACAGAGCGGCCCGAUGGUGAACAAAACUCAAGUGAAAGGGGGCGGAGGAGGAGGUGGUGGGGCCACGUAUGUGUUCAAGGUGGACAAAGGAGUGUAUAUCCCCCUCAUCAUCGCUGCUGGGGGAGGUGGCCGGGGGUACAGCAGCCAAUCAGAGACCCAGCUGGAGCAGAUGGACUAUGACCCCAGCCAACCGGGACGCAACGGGAAGUCAAAUGCUGCAGGCGGAGGCGGAGGUUGGAAUGACAGUGCUCCUGUCAGUCAGGGUGGCAGACCGCUGGUACUGGGAGGCCAGGGAGGGCAGGCCUGUCAAAAGUUCUGGCAGACCCACGGCGGAUUCGGGGGCGGCGGGGGUGGCUGUAUGUCCGGGGGCGGCGGCGGAGGCUACAGAGGUGGUAACACCUCCAUAGAUAACAACCCCAAACAUGACGGUGACGAUGGCACAUCCUUCCUCGGUCCAGAGGGAGAGCCCUUCAUCUAUCCUCUGAAAGCUAUGGAGGGGGAUGGUGAGGUGAUCAUCACUCCAGUGCAGAACUGCAGUCAUUGUGAGAGCGGUGAGUGCCUCGAGAUCAAGGACAGUAUCUGUUACUGUGAUGAUGACCUCAUCCUGGCACCGGACGGGGUGUCCUGCAUCAACGCUACAGAGGUGUCCCUGCUGCCUCCCCAGCCAACUCUUUCCCACCUGGCGCUGGGUCUGUCUGUGGGAACCUCGGCCCUCAUCGCCGCCCUGCUGCUGGCUGUGUCUGGAGUCAUGAUAAUGUACAGGCGUAAACACACAGAGCUGCAGUCUAUCCAGCUGGAGUUGCAGAGUCCAGACUGCAAGCUCAGUAAGCUGCGGGCCUCCACCAUCAUGACCGACUACAACCCCAACUACUGCUUCGCCGGCAAGACGGCAUCGGUCAACGACCUGAAGGAAGUACCGCGACGUAACAUCUCCCUCACCAGGGGUCUGGGUCACGGUGCUUUCGGUGAAGUCUAUGAAGGGCUGGCAGUUGGGAUACCAGGUGAACCGAGUCCACUGCAAGUGGCAGUCAAGACCCUUCCUGAGGUUUGCUCUGAGCAAGAUGAAUUGGACUUCCUCAUGGAGGCUUUAAUCAUCAGUAAGUUCAGCCACCAGAACAUUGUGCGUUGUAUAGGUGUCAGUCUGCAGGCCAUGCCCAGGUUCAUCCUGCUGGAGCUGAUGACCGGAGGAGACCUCAAGACUUUCCUGAGGGAGACCAGACCCCGGCUGGAGCACCCAUCCAGCCUGACCAUGGUGGACCUUCUCAACGUGGCCAGAGACAUCGCUAAGGGAUGCCAGUAUCUGGAGGAGAACCAGUUUAUACACAGGGACAUUGCAGCUCGGAACUGCCUACUGACCUGCAAAGGAUCGGGCCGCAUGGCCAAGAUUGGAGAUUUUGGGAUGGCUCGAGACAUUUACAGGGCAAGCUAUUACAGGAAGGGUGGGCGUGCCAUGCUGCCGGUGAAGUGGAUGCCACCUGAAGCCUUCAUGGAGGGCAUCUUCACAUCUAAAACAGACACAUGGUCAUUUGGGGUUCUGCUGUGGGAGAUCUUCUCAUUGGGCUACAUGCCAUAUCCAAGUCGCAGUAACCAGGAAGUGUUGGAGUUUGUAACCAAUGGCGGAAGAAUGGACCCACCUAAAAAUUGCCCUGGGCCAGUGUACCGUAUAAUGACUCAGAGUUGGCAACAUCAGCCUGAAGACAGGCCUAACUUCUCAACUAUCCUGGAGAGAAUUGACUACUGCUUGCAGGACCCUGAUGUGGUGACCAUGCCCCUGCCUGUAGAGUAUGGACCCGUCCCUGAAGAGGAAGAGCGCAUACCCAUGCGCCCUGACGACCCCUCAGCUCCAACCGUGCUGGUGAAUGCCCAGGUGCCUGAUGGGGAGGCUCCACAGCCGCCCCCAUCUUAUCCUACAGAAGAGAACCGGAGAGGUGGGGAGCACACUGUCGUGACUAGCACAGCAUCGGAGGCCAAAGCACUGACGUCGGCCCAGCCCCUGCCAUACCUCCACCAGCACCCUCACACGCAGACCCCCAUCGCCAUGACAACCACUACCACAGUCACUUCCACGGCCACUUCUACAGUCACUGCCAAGGGACCUCAUGUCACCACCCAGCCCAGCCCUGAGGGGGGCCACAUCAACCUGGCAUUCACCCAGGGCUACCCACCAGAGAAGGAGGGCCACAACGGGAAGAGCACCAGUCUCUGGAACCCAACAUACGGCUCGUGGUUCCUGCAGCAGAGGAAGCAGCAGCAGCAGCAGCAGCAGCAGCAGCAGCAGAGGCAGGGAGGGGUGGGGGGAGCAGGAGGGAGCAGUGGCAGGGUGCCUGGCGAGGGGCAGGAGCAUGUGGGCCGGACUGUGGCUGAGGUGGCAGGGGCGCUGGGUCUCCAGCACCAGCACAAGCAGUUCCAGCAUCAGCUCCAGCAGCAGCACCAACUCCAGCUGCUGCACCAUCAGCAGCAGCAACAGCAGGGUCUUUGUAGACCUCGGUUACCCCCAUUACCACCUCCGACUACUCAGUCACCUCUGCUUUUAGAUUCAGCCACCUUGCCCCCGGUGCCCCUCUACAGACUGAGAAGAUUCCCCUGUGGGAACAUCGGCUACGGCUACCAGGACCAAGGCAUGCCGCUGGAGGCCGUCCACGGUAACCCCAACCCCACUCCUCCCCCCCCUCCACUCCAGCAGGGCACCUCCAUGCCCUCCUCAGCAGCCCACCAGAGGGGGGCCUCCAUUCCCACCUCAGUGUCCCUGAGUCGGUCGGGUAUAUCCGAGGACAGCCGCCCACUGCUAGUCACCAUGGGGACAGUACAGGACCCCAGGCUGCCCAGGAUGGAGGGCCACAACGCCACUGUGCUUUAGCCCAAAUGCCUGUACUGCUGGUCUUUUUUUCAGGCCCUGUCUUUGGAGACUGUGUGUUCAGGACACAUAGCAGGAAACACUGUGUCAGGACAGAGACCGUUUUACCCCACCCCUACCGCCCCACCAUUUUGGUUUCUUCCCCCCGGUUCGGAAAUAAUCCAUCUCGCUGAAACAGAGCUGGUUGAGUCCAUCAGGCUUUUCCCAUGAGAACCCUGGAGGUGUGUUAAAAUCCCCAAUGGAUGCUAAAGCACAUCAGUGAACUAAAAAAGUUUUGGGAGGCAAAACGUAAAGGCUAGUUUUAAGAGUUUAAAAAAUGUAUUUUUUCAACGCUGGAGGGAUAGUGACUGAGUGAGAAUACUGAGAAAGAAUCGAAUGGAGAGUUUAUGGCAAAGGACGACAAUUUUCCAUCUGGUAGUGACCAGGAGCGAGCACAUAUGCCAUGUGUUGGCUGAGGAUGUCUUUGUCUAUGAGAAUGGACUAUUAGGCGGAUUCAAAUCUACAUUUCGCCAGGCUUAAGACUUUUAGUCACAAACUUUGGUGACCAGUUUGUAGCAACUGCGACGUUGUCUUCAGCUGCCAGCCACAUGUGUCAGUUCUACAGCAGAAUCCUCACACUGUUCCUUAUCCACAUCCUUUUGGAAAACAUCAAUGUGGUAAAUAACUUGUAUCAGACUAUUUUUCAAGAAUAUCACAUAAUUUGACACUGGAUUACCAGAGACAUUUAUACAAAAAAAAAUACUGGGAACAAUGUGUUUGAUGUUUGCUUGCCUGCUUGUUUAUUUAUUCAUUUGUUUAUUUAUUAUUUGGAAGUGGCUCUAUAAAUUAUUCAUGAACAUGCUUCUUCAAAUCCAAACAAAUUCAUCACCUGGUUUUCACUUUAGGUUUUAGAUAAUUUUUGGUAAUAUAGUAAUAACAAAAAAGGAGAGAAAGGACAAAGGUUAGAACACUGAUACAGGAAAUCAGUUGUGUCCUACGGUGAAGUAGAUGGAGAAAUACAGCACUGAAGCAGGUUGGUGAGAUUAUUUGACAAAAGAAUAUAACGGAUUAAAGACAAGCCACCCUCAGCAACAUUUAAGAGUUCAGCUUUUUGUUAUUGCUGAAGAUUUGUAAUAACUCGUUGCCCCUGGUACUAUUGAAAUCACUGCUCCAGACUCUCCUUUUGUUCACGCAAUUCUGUUGAAAGAGUGCUUUGAAACAGUGAAGUUGAGGCUUUUCUUUACUUAUGGCUUUUUCAGUAACCUUUUAUUAAUUCAUUUCUUGUUUAAAAAAAAAAGUUUCUUUCCCUUUUUUGUCUGGAUAUAGAAACAUAGUGGAUAUUGCUGAAUCAAUCUUAACCUUCAAAUUGCUAUCUUGAAGCACUCUACGUUCCUAAAUUAGCAUAUUUUAUCUUUUCUAUUAUAGGAUGAGUGUUGUGGAAUACAAAUGAGUCUGAAUGAUAAGUUUGAAUACAAACUGCUUUUGCUCCACAUGUGAUGAAAGCCUGGACUAGUGUGAGUCUCAUUCCGCUCAUUUUCACACAAAUGGUGUUAACACUUGUUUAAAGUCUGCUUUUUUUCAGUUUAAGGACAGUUACAUACAGUAUAUCUAUCAGAUAACGCCAUGAGCAUGGCGGUGUUGAUAUUUAGGUGAAUGACGACAAUAUGUGUCAGUUUUUUGAUGCUUUUGCUUGAUUAUAUUUGGCAAUCCUGUCAGUCCUUCUGCUGUAAAGCGAUGAUGAGCUGUCAUGUAUGUGUCAUUACGCUCAGUGACUGAUUAAGACAAAUGCAUUCCUGUAGGCCAAGUCAAUGAGCAAGUGAAAUAUUGGCCAAUGAAAAGUAUUUUGCUUUGUCUCCAGUACCUGUGUUAAAUGCAUUCAUUCUGUGUUCACGUCACAGCUCUUCUCCAUCGUUUGAUGUAAAAAGACAAACUGAACUGCACCUGUAAAUGUUGUAAUUAUAAAGUAUUGUACUAUGGCUCUGGUAAAAGCUGUAAAUUGCCCUUCAGAAGACAUUCGCCAAAAUAAAAAAAAAAUUACUAUAUAAUAA